Molecule: messenger RNA, 468 nt
Organism: Vicia villosa (hairy vetch)
Lineage: Eukaryota; Viridiplantae; Streptophyta; Magnoliopsida; Fabales; Fabaceae
Exons: 2
Coding region: 1-468 (155 amino acids)
Source: RefSeq, a predicted model, not a curated record
AUGGCUGAUGUAUUUGAUUGGGAGGAUGAUGGCAUUGUGUGGAACUCGGCUUUGCUGUUUGGUCCUGAGUUCGGUGAAGUUCCUCCUAGAAUAAAGGUGUUCACAUGGAGAUUUAUCAUUGAUAGGCUACCGACUAAAUAUUUGUUGAUUAUGAGGGGGUUUGAUAACAUUUCCCAAAGUCCUCUUUGUGAGUUUUGUAGGAAUUACACGGAGUCGAUAAACCAUAUGUUUUAUCUUUGCAAUGUUUCGAAGGUUUUGUGGGAGCGCAUUUUUGUGUGGUUGGGGGAUGACUUGCCUUUCACAUUAGAGGAGUUUCAGAACUUUGGUGUCAUUCAAGAGAAGGUAAAGAAUGCAAAAGAUAGGAGAAAGAUUAACAUGGUUUGGAUUGCCACGACUUGGAGCUUAUGGAUUAUGCGUAAUGCUAUGAUCUUUGAUUUGGUGUAUUCCAAUAUUAUGUAUCUAUCUUAG